Messenger RNA from Panicum virgatum (switchgrass), 2839 nucleotides. RefSeq names its product calmodulin-binding receptor-like cytoplasmic kinase 3. The coding region runs from base 896 to 2497 and encodes 533 amino acids. The record is from RefSeq and is a predicted model, not a curated record. NCBI's taxonomy places the organism in Eukaryota, Viridiplantae, Streptophyta, Magnoliopsida, Poales, Poaceae. The transcript has 7 exons. Gene Ontology annotation, molecular function: ATP binding; protein kinase activity. Gene Ontology annotation, biological process: protein phosphorylation.
CACUUCCAGCCUUCACCUUUGUUCUCCACCUGGAGUUCGUGACCACCCUCGUCUCCUCCCCCUCCAAAGAUAUUUCCUUCCAUUUUUUCUUCUCUCCUUCCUCCCCACCUGCUCCGUUCCUUCGCUCGUGCUCCGCUGCUCUUGCCUGGAUUCUUCCGAUCUGAGCUCCCCUUAAUCGCCCCAAAAUUUUGAUCAUAUAUCAGACAGAUAGAUUCUCUGCUCAGUUCGGAUUUCUUUGACCUCUUCUUCUUGCCUUUUCCCGCAGAUUUUGGUAUCCAAUCGCUCCGCGGUCUUGUACUUUCCGGUCUUCCUAGUUCUUUUCCUGCUGCUUGGCCUUCUCUCCGUGCAAGAGCUAAGCUCUUGAUUCAUCUUCUUCAGCUUCCAUCAAAUUCGAUUCCAUUUCCACUUUUUGGGGUCAAAAGUUUGUGCUUUCCUUUGUGUUGGUGAAGAGAAAGGGGGCGGUGAAGGUGAUGAGAUAGCGAACUUGGACUUCGAUUCUUGGCUUAGGCCCUAUUUGGUUUCUACAAGUCUAAUCUGUUUGGUUGUAGGUGACUUGUGAGCUCUCCCCCUCCCGAGCUCAGAACUCCGUGCCCUCGACCGGGUCCGCGCCCUCGCUCGCUCGCUCGCUCGCUCUCUCUCUCUCUCUCUCUCUCUCUCUCUCUCUCUCUCUCUCUCUCUCUCUCUCUCUCUCUCUCUCUCUCUCUAUCUAUACGUCGUGCUGCCCCAACUCCGCCUCCUGGGUGCCGGCGAGCCUCACUACCCCGACCGAAUCCGCUCUCCCUCCUCCGCCUUCGCGCGUGCGGCCGCAAGAGGGAGUGUCUCGGCUCCUCCGCGUGCGCGGACCCGAGCUUGUUGUGAGUUGUAAGGUCAAAUCCAUUCUCACUAGUCAGCACCGAUGUCUCCUUCGGCUCUUCUACCUGUUCUCUCCGUCCUCCUCCUCCUGUGCUGCUGGCCCCCGGCUCUUGCUUUCUUCGCUGAGCCUGCGCUUUCACGAGCUGCUUGUGGAGACGACCAACUUGUCGUCUUGGAUGCCUCUGAUGGGCUCGUCAACCUGUCGGUCAAUGGGGUUCUGGUGCAGGACGGCGUUCUUGCCUGCCAGAAGCUCCGCUUCUACUUUCGGAGUGGUUGCCUCCGCUGUGGCGAGGUGUCAGAUGCGUGGAGGGUUGAGGUUAAGCAGUACUGUGGUGGUGAAGGGAGCAAAUCCAGCCACGCAACUUCACAUCAAAAUGUCCCAAGGAAGCUGUUGAGGCAGUCCGCAGAUAAUAGCUCAAGAAAUGAUUAUGACCCAUGUGGAGGUUUGAGCUUGCAUGAAAAUAAUCAGGACACCGGUGAUUCUUCAGAAAAUGAUGAUCACCUCCUUGCUGUGCCGGGUGUGAUUCUUCUAUGCUGUGGUCUCAUGUUUCCAUGCUUCCAUGCUGAAAGAAAAGAAGCCAGUAGGCAUGAUACUGCAAGUAUUCAGCGCAAUACAAUUGAAUCAGUUUCAUCUUAUGAAGUAAGCAUGUCAUCUGAGAAAGUCCCACCGACUCCGCAUCGAAUACCUCCAAGCCCUUCUAGAUUUGCACCGUCUCCACAUGUAGCUAGAGUUGGAUCUGUCAACUUAAGCAUCCAGCAGAUCCUCAGGGCAACUCAGAAUUUCUCACCUUCCUUUAAGUUAGGUGAAGGAGGAUUUGGGAGGGUCUACAGGGCUGUCUUGCCAGAUGGCACCGUUGUUGCAGUCAAGAGGGCUAAAAAGGAUCAAUUUGCAGGUCCUAGGGAUGAGUUUAGCAAUGAAGUAGACUUGCUUGCUAAGAUAGACCACCGAAAUUUGGUGAGGUUACUGGGCUUUACUGACAAAGGAAAUGAGCGUAUUAUCAUCACUGAGUAUGUUCCAAAUGGCACUCUAAGAGAACAUCUAGAUGGUCAACACGGCAGAGUCCUGGAUUUUAAUCAGCGCCUAGAAAUUGCAAUCGAUGUUGCUCAUGCACUUACUUAUCUCCAUUUGUAUGCAGAGAAGACGAUAAUUCACCGGGAUGUGAAGUCAUCAAAUAUCCUACUGACGGAUAGCUACCGGGCAAAAGUGUCUGACUUUGGAUUUGCAAGGAGUGGCCCUAGUGACACGGAGAAUACACACAUAUCAACAAAAGUGAAAGGCACAGCUGGGUACCUGGAUCCUGAAUACCUGAGAACAUACCAGCUAACUCCAAAGAGUGAUGUCUUCUCCUUUGGCAUAUUGCUUGUGGAGAUUCUUUCUGCUCGCCGACCCGUAGAGCUGAAGCGAACUCCUGAAGAGAGGAUAACUAUCAGAUGGACUUUCAAGAAAUUUAAUGAAGGAAACAUAAGAGAGAUAUUGGACCCAUUGCUGGAGGACCGCGUUGAUGAUGAGGUGCUUGAGAAGCUCCUUAGCUUGGCGUUCCAGUGUGCUGCACCAACACGGGAUGACCGCCCGACCAUGAAGGAAGUUGGGGAGCAGCUGUGGGAAAUAAGGAAAGAGUACGGAAAGAGCAUCAGGAUGGUGUGAAGCUCAUGGACAAAUCUUACCAGUUUCUAGGUUCCCUUCAAUCACAAGCCCAAGCAUUCUUAUUAUUCGGACCUGAUGGGUGUAUGUAUCUGGUGGCAUGUUUCUGACCUGACAAAUGUGGUCUGAACAAUGUACAGAUUUUGAUGACACCAUUGUCAAUUUCUAUCUCCUUGUCUAUCGGUCUGCGGUGUACUUUUCCAUGGAGUUACAAUUCUUUCAGUGAAUGUAACAUUUCUUGAUUCACUGAUGUGGCAUUCUGAUGCAUGUAACCACACAAUAAACUGCAAAUGGUUUACCUAUGUGAAAUACAUUAUUACUGAUGAACGGGUGCUAGAUUACUGA